Lethenteron reissneri (Far Eastern brook lamprey) is the source of this 15170-nucleotide messenger RNA. RefSeq names its product dynein axonemal heavy chain 5-like. Gene Ontology annotation, cellular component: axonemal dynein complex. Gene Ontology annotation, biological process: microtubule-based movement. Gene Ontology annotation, molecular function: dynein light intermediate chain binding; ATP binding; dynein intermediate chain binding. The record is from RefSeq and is a predicted model, not a curated record. NCBI's taxonomy places the organism in Eukaryota, Metazoa, Chordata, Hyperoartia, Petromyzontiformes, Petromyzontidae.
CUGCGGGUUGGUGGCGUCGGUCGCGCGCGCCUCACAUCGGGCACCGCUGAAGUUGAGAAAGGCGAGGGAGGGCCACUUUAAUCGGCGUUCCAGACCGUGUUAAAUGUCCACACUUUUAGCGGUGUAACUUUUGCAGUCGUCGCGCCCUUGAGACGUUUAACAACGUUGCUUUCUUUCGCAAACUUUACACGGUCGGACGGUGUUGAUUUAUCACAGUUUGCAGGAGACCCGCGCGAAGGCAAUUCUACUGCCACCACCACAACCACCACCACCGCCGCGGUUGACUACCGUUAAGAAAGAAGUUCAUGAAAGUUUGUAGAUAGAACAUUACAGAGCCCCGGGGGGGGCAGGGGGCACUUGUGUGGUGUUGUUGGAGGUGAGGAGUUUCCUCAUGGCUGAGCCAGCUGUCAGCCAGGAUGGCGAAAUCGAGGGGGUCUCCGCAGAAGAAGAACCCCGGCAGCCGCGGGGUUCAGUGGCCCCCGAUCCCGAGUCGGCGGACGGUGCCGAGCCGGUCCCUGGCGGUGCCGAGCCCGGAGAAAACAGCCACGACGUGUCCCCUCCACUCGUGAGCAUCAAGGCAGGUGAGGGAUCAAGAACCAAGGGGCGUGGAGCCAGAUUAAGUCAGAAAAAUGGUGGAGCCCCCACUCCUUCACCCACCACGGCCACCCCAGCCACGAUGUCAGGCGCUGGAUGGAAAUCAUCGGGGCCUGGGAGCGAGGCUCUGCGAAGCAUGGCAAAUCAGACCAAGGUCACUAGGGACGAGCGGAGGGCCCAACUGGACGGACGUCACAAGUACCUCAUCUCCAAGCUAGCCGAUGUCCUGGGUCAGGACGAAGCCGCCGUGGAAGAUGCCAUCCUGGCGGACGAGAGGUUUGAACAAAUAAAGGAUUUCUUUGUUGCCAACGGAUCAAAGAGGCUCAUGUUCUUCUGCCAAGAAUCUACUCAGCCUCGUGACACUAUCUAUUCUCGCGGAGAGAUGUCCAUCAGUCACGUGGGAAGCAACGUGUCUCACAAGCGGUUGUUCAUCACGACAGGUGCCGACGAGGCUUUCGCAGGCACAUGCUACUUCUUCCUGCGCACUACAGAGAAAGCCAUAUCGACAGCCAACAUGGCCCAGGAGAUCAACUUUGGCGUGCUGGAGUGUCCUGAAGGGGACAUUCUACAAGGCGUGGAGAGCUUCCUCUCCUCCUUAAUGAUCCCAGCUCUAAAAUCCCAGGAGACGUGGGGAGUAAUCAAAAGUGGAGAGAACGACCCCGCCGUCGAAGUGUUCCUGGACAGCGUAAACUACUUCAUGCAGAGCCUGUCAGGAGUGCGGCAGAACAUUCAGCAGAAGGUGCAGCUGAUGGAGGCGGAUCUGGGAACCAUCCUCGACGGCGUCAUGGGUCCUGCAGACUACACGGUUUCAGUGGGGAACACGGAGAUGGUGGAGCGUCUGGAGGCUGCCCUGACAGUGUGGAUGAAGCAGAUCGAGCAGGUGCUUGUGGAGAGCGAGCAGAUCCGUAAGGAGGCCGACAAUGUCGGGCCCUCAGCAGAGCUCGUCUACUGGAAGAAGCGCACUUCCCGCUUCAACAGUUUGCUGGAGGAACUGAAGAGUGAGCGUGUGCAAAAAGUUACGGGGCUCCUUCAAGCUGCACGGUCGCGCUCACUCAAGCACUGGAAAGAGCUGGAUUCCAGAAUUACUGAGGAAGCCAGCGAAGCCAAGGACAAUGUGAAAUACCUCUACAGCCUCGAAAAAUUCUUCGGGCCCCUCGCCAAACACUCGCCUCCCUUGCUAAUACAGACCAUCCCAGGCCUAAUGAGCAACAUCCGCAUGGUGCACACCAUCUCCCGCUACUACAACUCAUCUGAGCACAUGACGUCGCUGUUCGUCAAGGUCACCAACCAGAUGAUCGCCACCUGCAAGGCGUACCUGCACCAGGGCGGGGGCAAAAUCUGGGACCACGACUGGGACAAUUUGCUGCAGCGGAUGAGUGAGUGCAUACGACUCAAUGAAGAGUACCAGCACUGCUUCCACGAGACCAAGCAGCACCUGCAUCAGAGCAACAACCCACGCCAGUUUGAGUUCAGUGAGAACUACAUCUUUGGGAAGUUUGACUCUUUCUGCAUGAGGCUGCGCAAGCUGUCGGACAUGCUGCAGACGAUGCAGAGCUUAGCAGGGCUGCAGCACGUGCGCAUUGAGGGCAUCGACAAGAUAUUCCUGCGCUACCAGGCCCUCGCCACCAACACCAAGGCCAAGACCUACGAUGUGCUCGACCACCGCAAGAGCGAGUUUGACAUAGACUACAAAGAAUUCUGCUCCCAGACUGAAGGACUCUACCAGAGCCUGCAGACAUUUGUCGACUCGUGGUUUGAGAAGUCGCUCACGACAGAGAAAAUGCUCGAGCUGCUGGGCAAGUUUGAGCGGAUUGCAGGCGGCCGCCUGCAGCUCAUGGAGAAGUACCAGCUGGUGCUGCACCGCUACGCGCGUGACAUGGACAUGGUGAGGAGAACCUACCAGAAGCAGAAGCAGAGCCCGCCCAUCCCGCGCAACAUCCCACCGGUGUCCGGGAAGAUCAUGUGGGCCCGGCAGCUGUUCCGCAAGAUCGACAUCCCCAUGAAGUUCUUGAACAACAAGCGAGACGUCCUUCAGACGUCCGAGGGCAAGAUCGCCGUGCGCAACUACAACAAAAUGGCGGCCGUGCUGCUGGAGUUUGAGCUGCUGUACCACCGGGCCUGGAGCCGCGCCGUGGACCUAGUCCGGAACAGCCUCCUCGCGUCGUUGCUCGUUCGUUACCCAAAGAAGAAGGAGUUCUUUGUCAACUUUGACCUGGCUAUUUUCGAGCUGCUGAUGGAGGCCAAGCACCUCCACAAGCUGGGCUUCCAGGUGCCCGAGGUGGUCAUUAACCUAUGUCAGAAAGAGCAGCAGAUCAAGCAGCACCACACAAGGCUGCUUGAGGCUCUUAGGGAGUACACGCAGGCAGUGUCCUCCAUUCCACCCAUACUACAGCCGCUCAUGACGCCGUGUAUUGCCCUUGUCGAGGACGCCAUCCUGCCAGGCCUCACCAUCAUCUCCUGGACAUCGCUCAACAUCGACACUUACAUUGAGGAUAUCCAGGCAGCGGUGGUGCAGCUGAAGCAGACCACCAAGCAAGUGGUGGACAUUAUGGAGUGUCGCGUGGAGGCCACGCUUUAUGACAUGUCCUUCACACCAUUGCUCACCCUCCCCGAGGAGGAGCCCCUCGACAUGCUGGCCUUCAUGGCGGCCACCGAGACCAUGGUCGCGUCCGCCACCAAGAGCCUGGCCACACAAAGCGAUUUUGUGGAGAAGUCUGUGUUGGACCUUCUCGACUUACUCAAGACGAAGCUGAAGCCUGCUGAGCAGGCCGAUAUCAAGGAUGGAUUUCCAUGCCUACACCCGGACUUGAAGCACAAGACUCGCUGCCAGGAGUGCCUGUCGUGCGCCUACUACAACUUCACAGGGCAGAUCUGUCAGCGCAACACGGAGGCGCUCGUCCGCUGCACGCGGCGCUCACUGGAUGCCCUCCGCCGCCGCCUGCAGACGGCCGGGCCCUAUGCGGAGCAGCAGAGACUGCAGCAGGGUCACACGCCCGUCUUCUGCACCGAGAUCAUGCUGGCCAUCCCCAACGUGCUGCUCAAGCCCAGCCUCGACGACUUGCAGUCGUCGCUGAACAAAGCUGUGAACGUGAUGCUGGGUAUGGCAAAGGACAUCUCGGUGUGGAAGUACGCUCACUUGCAGCAGAAGCAGCAGCAGUUGGAGAUGCAGGUGGCGCGGGAACUUGGCGACGAGAAUAUCGUCAUCAAGCAGAUAAACCCGCGGACGCUGGACAAGCAGAUCACCGAGCACAAGGACGUGGGCAAAGUCAUGUUCCACCUGAGCUCCGUCCUGUCGUUUCUUCGUGUGGAGUCCACCGAGGUCCUCAAGAACUUCUCAUGCUUCUCUAGCCUCUGGAGCCAGGAACCAGAGGAGAUGGUGAAGCAGUUUAUGACAACAGAUCCCACCAUGUCGGAGUUUAACGCACAGAUGGUGUACUAUGCUCAACUGGAGCAGCAGGUGCAGGAUUUGCCGGCACACUUUACCGUGGGGCCGGUGCUUGCCAUGACCGAGCCACUCAAGUUGGCGCUCGUGCAGGAGUGCCGCACGUGGAAGCGUGCGUUUGGCGCCGCCCUCAACCGUAAGGCGUCGGCCUCCACCGACGAGGUGCUCGCCUUCUCCGAGGCCAUGGCCAAACAUUUGGCGAGGCCCAUUUGUGACCUGGAGGAUGUGCGGGCGGCGAUGGCGGUUCUGGCCGAGCUGCGCGCCGCCGAGAUUCAGAUGGAAUCGGCCAUCGGGCCUGUGGAGGAGGCCUUCGCCAUGCUCGCCAAAUACGACCUCACGUUCCGCGACAGCAGUGCUGACCGCGUGGAUGGCCUUGCGUACUGCUGGAAGAACCUCAUGACCCAGAGUGUGCAGGUGCAGAACACGCUGGUGGUCUUGCAACCUACGAUGAAGGCCGACUUGCUGACCGGUGUCGCGCAGUUCCACCAAGACCUCUCUUCCUUCCACCUCGACUACGACACCCAGGGGCCUGGAGAGGCAGGGAUCGCUCCACAGGAGGCAAGCGAUCGACUGCAGAUGUGCCAGAUGCGGUUUGACGACCUGUGGCGGAAGUUUACCACCUAUUCGGGUGGAGAGGAACUCUUUGGGCUACCGGUCACAGAUUACCCCGAGCUGCAGCGGAUCCGCCGAGAGCUGGCGCUGCUACAGAAGCUGUACGGGCUCUACAACACGGUCAUCGAGAGCGUCGACGGAUACUACGAGAUCCUCUGGAGCGACCUCGACAUCGAGAAGAUCAACAACGAGCUGUUGGACUUCCAGAACAAGUGCCGCAAGCUGCCGAAGGCCCUGAAGGAGUGGCAGGCAUUUGAGGACCUGAAAAAGAAGAUCGACAACUUCAAUGAGACGUGUCCGCUGCUGGAGAUGAUGGCCAAUAAGGCGAUGAUGUCGCGACACUGGGAGCGCAUCACGACCGUAACUGGACACACAUUUGACAUCGAGUCGGACCACUUUGCUCUCAAGAACAUCAUGGAGGCUCCUCUUCUCACGUUCAAGGAUGACAUCGAGGACAUCUGUAUCAGCGCCAUAAAGGAGCGUGACAUUGACGCCAAGCUGAAGGCCGUGGUGAGCGAGUGGAGCAGUCAGUGCUUCACGUUUGCCCCGUUCAAGACGCGCGGCGAGCUGCUGCUUAAGGGCAGCGACACGGCCGAGAAAGUGGCCCUCAUGGAAGACAGCCUCAUGGUGCUCGCCUCGCUCAUGAGCAACAGGUACAACGUGCCCUUCAAGCCAACCAUCCAGCAGUGGGUGCAAAAGUUGUCCAAUACUACGGAGAUCAUUGAAAACUGGAUGAUGGUGCAGAACCUUUGGAUUUACCUGGAGGCUGUGUUCGUUGGUGGAGACAUUGCCAAGCAGUUGCCCCAGGAAGCCAAGCGAUUCCAGAACAUCGAUAAGUCGUGGCAGAAGAUCAUGCAGCGCGCACACGAAAUCCCGGGCAUUGUUGUGUGCUGCGUGGGCGACGAGACGCUGGCGCAGCUGCUACCACACCUGCUAGAGCAGCUGGAGAUGUGUCAGAAGAGCCUCACGGGCUACCUGGAGAAGAAGCGCCUGGUCUUCCCCAGGUUUUUCUUUGUGUCCGACCCGGCCCUGCUGGAGAUCUUGGGUCAGGCGUCAGAUCCGCACACAAUACAGGCUCACUUGCUCGGUCUGUUCGAUAACGUGAACCAAGUGGGCUUCCACGAGAAGAACUACGAGCAGAUCUUGAGCAUCCAGUCCCAGGAGGGUGAAUCUGUCACCCUGGUGGAGCCCGUCAUGGCCCAGGGGAAUGUGGAGACGUGGCUCGGCUCGUUGCUCACCGGCGUGCGCAGCACAGUGCACGCCGUCAUCCGCCAGGCGGCCGCCAUCAUUGAGGACGGUGCCUUCAAGCUGCACGAGUUCCAGACCUCCUUCCCGGCACAAGUUGGCCUCCUGGCCAUCCAGAUGAUCUGGACGCGGGACUCUGAGGUGGCCCUCAAUAAUGCUAAGAAUGACCGCAAGAUCAUGCCAGCCACCAACCAGAAGUUCCUGGACCUGCUCAAUGAGCUGAUCGACAUGACAACACGCGACCUCACCAAACGCGAGCGCGUCAAGUACGAGACGCUCAUCACCAUCCACGUGCACCAGAAGGACAUCUUUGAUGACCUGGUGCGCAUGAACAUCAAGUCGACGGCCGACUUUGAGUGGCUGAAGCAGUCACGCUUCUACUUUGUGGAGGAGACGGAUAAGUGCCUUAUCCAGAUCACGGACGUCGACUUUCACUACUGCAACGAAUACCUGGGGUGCACCGACCGCCUGGUUAUCACCCCGCUCACCGACCGGUGCUACAUCACGCUGUCCCAGGCACUGGGCAUGAGCAUGGGUGGGGCCCCAGCUGGGCCAGCAGGUACCGGCAAGACGGAGACCACCAAGGACAUGGGCAAGUGUUUGGGAAAGUACGUGGUGGUCUUCAACUGCUCUGACCAAAUGGAUUACCGUGGGCUCGGCCGCAUCUACAAAGGGCUGGCCCAGUCGGGCGCGUGGGGCUGCUUCGACGAGUUUAAUCGCAUCGAGCUGCCCGUGCUGUCGGUGGCCGCUCAGCAGAUCUACAUUGUGCUGCAGUGCAAGAAGAACAAGCGCACACAGUUCGUGUUCACGGACGGCGACAGCGUCGAGAUGGACCGCGAGUUCGGCAUCUUCCUCACCAUGAAUCCCGGCUACGCGGGGCGGCAGGAGCUCCCGGAAAAUCUCAAGAUCCAGUUCCGGACGGUGGCCAUGAUGGUGCCGGACCGCGCCAUCAUCAUGCGUGUGAAGCUGGCGAGCGCUGGCUUUCGGGACAACCAGAUCCUCAGCCGCAAGUUUUACACGCUAUACAAGCUGUGCGAGGAGCAGCUCUCCAAGCAGGUUCACUACGACUUUGGGCUUAGGAAUAUCUUGUCGGUACUGCGCACGCUUGGCGCUGUGAAGCGCUCCAACCCCGAGGAGCCCGAGAAGACAGUGGUCAUGCGCGUGCUGCGUGACAUGAACCUCUCUAAGCUGGUGGACGAGGACGAACCACUCUUCAUGAGCCUCAUAAACGACCUGUUUCCGGGCAUCACGCUGGACAAGGCGGGGUAUCCGGAGCUGGAGGAGGCCAUCCUGGCGCAGACCAAGGCAGCAGGGCUGGUGCAUCACCCGCCCUGGGUGCUCAAGAUCAUCCAGCUCUACGAGACGCAGCGCGUGCGGCACGGCAUGAUGGCACUGGGGCCAAGCGGUGCCGGCAAGACGUGUUGCAUCCACAUGCUCAUGAAGGCAAUGACGGACUGCGGGGAGCCACACCGCGAGAUGCGCAUGAACCCCAAGGCGAUCACGGCGCCGCAGAUGUUCGGCACGCUCGACGUCGCCACCAACGACUGGACGGACGGCAUCUUCUCCACGCUCUGGAGGAAGACGCUCAAGGCCAAGAAGGGCGAACACAUCUGGAUCUUGCUGGAUGGGCCCGUGGACGCAAUUUGGAUCGAGAAUCUCAAUUCCGUGCUGGACGACAACAAGACACUGACGCUGGCCAACGGGGACCGCAUCCCCAUGGCACCCAACUGCAAGGUGGUGUUCGAGCCGCACAACAUCGACAAUGCGUCGCCCGCCACCGUCUCGCGCAACGGCAUGGUGUUCAUGAGCUCGUCCGUGCUCGAUUGGAGGCCCAUAGUGCAGGCCUGGCUGCAGGGCCUACCAACAGAGCAGGCCCAGGUGCUGUGGAACACCAUGGACAGCAUCUUCCAGGAUCUUAUUAACUUUGUGUUCACUGCUGUCAACCCGAAAAUGGAUAUCUUGGAAUGCAUGUACAUCAAGCAAGCCAUCGAGCUCCUGAAGGGCCUCCUCCCCGAGGCGGACGAGCGGCGCCUGGAGCACUCGCACCUGCAGCGGCUGCUGGUGUUCGCCCUCAUGUGGUCGGUGGGGGCGCUGCUCGAGCUGGAGGACCGCGCGCGCAUGGAGGCCUUCCUGCGCGCACACCCGGCGCGCCUUGACCUGCCAGGCUCCGCGCAUGACGACUCGAUGUUCGAGUAUGUGGUUGGCGAUAACGGAGGCUGGGAGCACUGGAACACGCGCGUGCCGGAGUUCGCCUACCCCCGGGACACAGUGCCCGAGUACUCGGCCAUCCUGGUUCCCAACGUGGACAACGUCCGCACGGACUUCCUCAUGCAGUGCAUCAUGAAGCAGGAGAAGGCUGUGCUGCUCAUUGGAGAGCAGGGCACCGCCAAGACCGUAAUGAUCAAGGGCUACAUGAACAAGUACGACGCAGAGCUGCACCUCACCAAGAGCCUCAACUUCUCGUCGGCCACAACGCCCAACAUGUUCCAGCGCACGGUGGAGAGCUACGUGGACAAGCGCAUGGGCACCACGUACGGCCCGCCCGCCGGCCGCAAGAUGACCAUCUUCAUCGAUGACAUCAACAUGCCCAUCAUCAAUGAGUGGGGAGACCAGAUCACAAACGAGAUCGUGCGGCAGCUGAUGGAAAACAAUGGCUUCUACAACCUGGAGAAACCUGGAGAGUUCACGACGAUCGUGGACGUGCAGUUCGUGGCCGCCAUGAUCCACCCGGGGGGUGGCCGCAAUGAUAUUCCACAACGCCUCAAGCGGCAAUUCUGCAUCUUCAACUGCACGCUGCCCUCCAAUGCCUCCAUCGACAAGAUCUUCCGCACCUUUGCAGAGGGACACUUCUGCCCCGAGCGCGGCUUUCCCGAGGAGGUGAACCAGCUAGCGGCAGCACUCGUCCCCACCACGCGCCGCUUGUGGCAGGCCACCAAGGUCAAGAUGCUGCCGACGCCGGCCAAGUUCCACUACAUCUUCAACCUGCGGGACCUGAGCCGCAUCUGGCAGGGGAUGCUGGUGGUGAACAGCGAGGUGUGCCGCUCAUCCGAUAUGCUGCUGGCGCUCUUCGGCCACGAGUGCGUGCGUGUCAUCGCCGACCGCUUCACGGCGCAGCAGGACAAUGACUGGUUCAACGGCACCAUGAGCAAGAUCAUGUUGGACGACCACGGCACGGCAGCGGCCGCGUCGAUGGAGGCUGAGGUGUACUUUGUGGACUUCAUGCGCGACGCCCCGGAGCCGACAGGCGAGGAGCCCGAUGACGCCGACCUGGAGGCACCCAAGGUGUACGAGCCGAUCCCGUCGUUCCCGCAGCUCGCCGAGCGCCUGCAGGCGUUCCUGGUGCAGUACAACGAGAGCGUCCGCGGAGCCAACAUGGACCUCGUCUUCUUCGCGGACGCCAUGGUGCACUUGAUAAAGAUCUCGCGCAUCAUCCGCACGCCGCGCGGAAACGCCCUGCUGGUUGGGGUUGGCGGGUCGGGCAAGCAGAGCCUGACACGCCUUGCGUCCUUCAUCGCUGGCUACUCUAGCUUCCAGAUCACACUCUCCAGGACCUACAACAUGAGCAACCUCAUGGAGGACCUGAAGCAACUGUACCGCAAGACGGGUCAGCAGGGCAAGGGCGUCACGUUCAUCUUCACGGACAACGAGAUCAAGGACGAGGCCUUCCUGGAGUACAUGAACAAUGUUCUGGCCUCAGGCGAGGUCUCCAACCUCUUCGCCCGCGACGAGAUCGACGAGAUCACACAGGAGCUCAUUCCGGUGCUGAAGAAGGAGCACCCACGGCGGCCGCCCACCAACGAAAACCUCUACGACUACUUCCUGUCGCGCGUGCGUGCCAACCUGCACGUCGUGUUGUGCUUCUCUCCCGUCGGCGAGAAGUUCCGUGCGCGCGCCCUCAAGUUCCCGGCGCUCAUCUCAGGCUGCACAAUGGACUGGUUCCAGAGCUGGCCGCGUGAUGCACUCACGGCCGUCGCAGGCCACUUCCUGGCCGAGUACCGUGUGGAAUGUACACCCGAGGUGAAGCGCGGCGUGGUGGACGCCAUGGCCGUUUUCCAGGACAUGGUAGCGGAGCGCUGCGUCGAGUAUUUUGAGCGCUUCCGCCGGCAGACGUACGUGACGCCCAAGUCGUACCUGUCAUUUAUCGGCGGCUACAAGAGCAUCUACUCGGAGAAGCUGAGCAAUGUGGCCCUGCUGUCGGAGCGCAUGCGCACAGGCCUUUCCAAGCUGCAGGAGGCCGAGAAGUCAGUGAGCCAGCUGUCACGCGAGCUCGAGGUGAAGGAGAAGGAGCUGGCGGUGGCGUCACGCCGUGCCGACGAGGUACUCUGCGAGGUCACCUCAAAGGCGCAGGCAGCCGAGUCCGUGAAGCAGCAGGUGCAAAAGGUGAAGGACAAGGCCCAGGCCAUUGUGGACGAGAUUGCCGCCGACAAGGCCGUGGCUGAGACGAAGCUGGAGGCUGCCAAGCCCGCUCUGGAGGAGGCCGAGGCUGCCCUGCAGACCAUCAAGCCUGCGGACAUUGGCACGGUGCGCAAGCUGACCAAGCCUCCACAUCUAAUCAUGCGUAUCAUGGACUGCGUGCUGCUGCUGUUCCGCCGCCGGGUGGACACCGUGACGCCUGAACCCGAGCGACCAUGCAUGCGGCCCUCCUGGAGUGAGGCCCAGAAGCUCAUGAACUUCUCCGGAUUCCUCAACUCAUUGCUUACCUUCUCUAAGGACACCAUCAACGAGGAGAUGGUGGAUCUGCUGAUGCCGUAUAUGGAUAUGGAGGACUAUAACUUGGAGACGGCCAGGAAUGUGUGCGGGAACGUCGCGGGCUUGUGCUCCUGGACCAAGGCCAUGGUCACCUUCUUUGGCAUCAACAAGGAGGUGCUGCCGCUCAAGGCCAACCUGAUUAUCCAAGAGUCACGGCUGGCGGUGGCGCAGGGAGAGCUGGAUCGCGCGCAGGCGCAGCUAGAUGAGAAGCAGCGUGAGCUGGACGCGGUGCAGGCCAUGUACGACACAGCGGUGCGUGAGAAGCAGAUCCUGGUGGACGACGCCGAGGCCUGCCGCCGCAAGAUGAACAAUGCCACGGCGCUAAUCGAUGGCCUCGGCGGGGAGAAGAUUCGCUGGACAGAGGCGAGCAAGCGCUUCCAGGACCAAACGACCCGACUGGUAGGGGACGUGCUGCUGGCCACAGGCUUCCUGUCCUACUCGGGGCCCUUCAACCAGGAGUUCCGCAACCAACUGCUACAGCUGUGGCGUCGCGAGAUGAACGUGCGCAACAUCCCCUACACCAGCGACCUUAACCUGAUCGCCAUGCUGGUGGACAAUGCGACGAUCGGUGAGUGGAACCUGCAGGGGCUGCCCAACGACGAGCUGUCCGUGCAAAACGGCAUCAUCGUGGCCAAGGCUUCGCGUUACCCGCUCCUCAUCGACCCUCAGGGCCAGGGCAAGAUCUGGAUCCGUAACCGAGAGAAGGACAACCUGCAGGUGACAUCGCUGAAUCACAAGUAUUUCCGCUCGCACCUGGAGGACAGCCUGUCGCUGGGCCGCCCCCUACUCAUCGAAGAUGUGGGUGAGGAGCUGGACCCCGCGCUUGACAACGUCCUCGAGAAGAACUUCAUCAAGUCCGGCACCACCUUCAAGGUGAAGGUGGGCGACAAGGAGGUGGAUGUCAUGAAGGGCUUCAGCCUCUACAUCACGACCAAACUGGCCAACCCGGCAUACACACCCGAGGUCAGCGCCAAAACGUCCAUCAUCGACUUCACCGUCACCAUGAAGGGCCUGGAGGACCAACUGCUGGGCCGUGUCAUCCUCACCGAGAAGCAGGAGCUGGAGAGCGAGCGCGUGACACUGAUGGAGGAGGUGACGGCCAACAAGCGCAAGAUGCAGGAGCUUGAGGACAACCUCCUGUUCCGCCUCACGAGCACCCAGGGCUCCCUGGUGGAGGACGAGUCCCUUAUUGUGGUCCUGCGUGUCACCAAGGCCACGUCUGACGAGGUGAGCGAAAAGCUGAACAUCGCAGCUGAGACAGAGCUGAAGAUCAAUGCGGCACGUGAGGAGUUCCGCCCAGUGGCGAACCGUGGCAGCAUCCUGUACUUCCUCAUCGUGGAAAUGAGCCUCGUGAACGCCAUGUACCAGACAUCGCUGCGCCAGUUCCUCGGCCUCUUCGACCUGUCAGUGGAGACCGCGGCGCGAUCGCCCAUCCCCACGAAGCGCAUCGCGUCCAUCAUCGAGACGCUGACGUUCGAGGUGUACCGCUACACGGCGCGCGGCCUCUACGAGAGCCACAAGUUCCUCUUCACGCUGCUGCUCACGCUCAAGGUGGACCGGCAGGCCAAGCGCAUCUCACACGAGGAGUUCCAGACGCUCAUCAAGGGUGGUGCGGCGUUGGACCUAAACGCCGUGGAGCCCAAGGCCAAGAAGUGGAUCCUGGACAUGACGUGGCUCAACUUGGUGCAGUUGUCGCGCUUGCCUAACUUCAGCCAGCUGCUGGCGCAGGUAUCGAACCACGAGCGCGCAUGGCACGCCUGGUUCGACACGGAGGCCCCCGAGGAGAACCCGCUGCCUGAUGGCUACGCCACGUCGCUCGACACGUUUGGCAAGCUGUUGCUUAUCCGCAGCUGGUGCCCCGACCGAGUGAUCGCGCAGGCACGACACUACAUCUCGGAGUCGAUGGGGGUGCGCUAUGCCGAGGGGGUUAUCCUGGAUAUGGAUACCAUGUGGGCGGAGAGCGACUGUCACACACCGAUGAUCUGCUUCCUGUCCAUGGGCUCCGACCCUACAGAGAACAUCGAGCGUCUUGCCAAAACUAAGGGCGUACCGUGUCGCGCCAUCUCCAUGGGUCAGGGCCAGGAGGUGCACGCCCGUCGCCUGCUGGCGCAGUGCAUGCAGGAGGGCGGCUGGCUCCUCCUGCAGAAUUGCCACCUGGGCCUGGAUUUCAUGGACGAGCUCCUAGAGAGCGUAACGACGGCCGAGGGAACCCACGCUGCCUUCCGAACGUGGCUGACCACCGAGGGCCACCCGCGCUUCCCCAUCAACCUGCUGCAGUCCUCCAUCAAGUUCACCAACGAGCCACCGCAAGGCGUGAAGGCUGGGCUCAAGAGGACGUACGCCGGCAUCACGCAGGACCAGUUGGACAUCAACAGCCUCCCGCAGUGGAAGCCACUGCUCUACGCCGUCGCGUUCCUGCACACCACCGUACAGGAGAGGCGCAAGUUCGGGCCGCUGGGUUGGAACAUCCCGUACGAGUUCAAUCAGGCGGACUUCACGGCGAGUGUGCAGUUUGUGCAGAACCACCUGGACGACCUGGACCAGCGGCGCGGGGUGAACUGGAGCUGCGUGCGCUACAUGCUGGGCGAGGUGCAGUACGGCGGCCGCGUCACCGACGACCUCGACAAGCAGCUGCUCAACACGUUCUCGCGCGUAUGGUUCGGGGAGUCCACCUUCGCCGACUCGUUCUGCUUCUUCCGUGGCUACAGCGUCCCGCGCGGCCGUACCGUCGCCGACUUCAUGGCGGCCAUCGAGGCCCUGCCCCUCGUCGACUCGCCUGAGGUGUUUGGCCUGCACCCCAAUGCCGACAUCACCUACCAGACCAACAUGGCCAAUGAGGUGCUGAGCGAGAUCGUCAACAUCCAGCCCAAGGACAGUGGCGGUGGAGCCGGGGAGACCCGCGAGAGCGUGGUGCGCCGACUUGCCGACGAGAUGCUGGAGAAGCUUCCGCCGGGAUACAUCCCCCACGAGGUUAAAUCCCGGCUGCAGAAAAUGGGAAUCUUCCAGCCCAUGAACAUCUUUCUGCGGCAGGAGCUGGACCGCAUGCAGCGUGUCAUCAGCCGCGUGCGAACCACGCUCGUCGACCUCAAGCUGGCCAUCGACGGCACCAUCAUCAUGUCGGAGGACCUGCGAGACGCUCUGGACAACAUGUACAACGCGCGCAUCCCGGCUCUGUGGCAGAAGAUCUCGUGGGACUCGGCCACGCUCGGAUUCUGGUUCACUGACCUCCUCGAGCGAAACUCGCAGUUCAACACCUGGCUCUUCCAGGGUCGGCCGCACCAGUUCUGGAUGACCGGCUUCUUCAACCCUCAGGGAUUCCUGACAGCCAUGAGGCAGGAGACGACGCGGCAGAACGUGAGCCGCGGCUGGGCCCUGGACGCUGUGACGCUGCACAACGAUGUGACGCGCAUGAUGCGCGAGGAUGUGACGGGCUCGCCGCCCACCGACAUCGGCGGGGUCUUCGUCUACGGCCUCUUCCUGGACGGUGCCGGCUGGGACCGGCGCAGCGGCAAUCUGGCCGAGGCCCUGCCAAAGGUCCUCUUCACGCAGCUGCCUGUGGUUCAUAUUUACGCCAUCAACACGGCUCCCGCGGCUGACGCCAAGGGGGGGAAGGCAGUGGCGGUACAGCAGCAGCAGGCGGCGGUGCCGUACUCGUGCCCCGUGUACAAGAAGCCGCGUCGGACGGACCUCACGUACAUAUUCCCGUUGCUGCUCAAGACCACCCAGAACCCCGACCACUGGACCCUGCGUGGGGUGGCGCUGCUCUGUGAUACAAAAUAACUCGUGCGCACGCUUCGGGCCAGGGUGGUGUGAAACGUUGGUAACACGUGUCGGAGCAUGGCAGCAAUUAGGCACGCUACAGAUGCUUUAAUUGCAAGUUGUUUCUUUCGCUCACAAUACCUGCGUCAAAUUCAAAAUCGUGCAGGGGAGAAUCGAUUCAUAUUUAUGAGAACGAUAUGCAACUGUUACAUUAAUGCUGAUGGCGCGAAUAAAAGUGUGCAAAUUUAAAGUUGAGAAACAAUACAUACUACAAAAUAAUUUAUUUUUUAAUGGGAUUCAAGGGCCCAAAUCGUAACAAUGCCAUUGCUUGGGUGAUCAAUCGUUACAUAUGCUUAGCAGCAAUGCAUUGGAAAUGCCCAUUCUUUCUCAGAAGUGGUGAUAUUAAACGCACUAACAGCAUUAAUUGCGUUAAAUCCACUCAAAUCUUGUAGUUCAACUUUCAGCCAUGUUACUCAGUUCUUGUUCGUCCUGACCCGUGCUCAAAACCUCACGCUUGUUGUUUCGCAGUCGCAGUCACCACUAUUGUUGCCUACCUAAGUGGCUCACAGGUCAUUUGGGAGAGCCACUGUAUCAAGUAGGCACUGAUAAUGUGCGUUUGUUUGCACUUUACUGUUAGUUUAAAGAGCGAGCACUUUUAAAAUAUAUUGUGAGUUAUAUGCAGAACUUUACAGCAACUUUGCCUUUUCUCAUAUGCUUAUUAAGAAUACACUGUGCUCUUAGACAUUAAAAGCUUAUUUGUUUGCACUUA